Messenger RNA from Fusarium musae, 2877 nucleotides. RefSeq lists its product as uncharacterized. Gene Ontology annotation, biological process: protein import into nucleus. Bases 1 to 2877 code for a protein of 958 amino acids. The transcript is spliced from 7 exons. The record is from RefSeq and is a predicted model, not a curated record. Gene Ontology annotation, cellular component: cytoplasm; nuclear membrane. Lineage: Eukaryota; Fungi; Ascomycota; Sordariomycetes; Hypocreales; Nectriaceae.
AUGGCCGACGACCCAGCAGAAGUUGAGAGACUCAUUCUCUCACUGUACCAACCGAAUCCUCCCGAAGUGAUUGCUCAGACCCAGGCAACCUUAUCUCGUCUUCAAGGCACUCCUGAAGCUUGGGGUCUUGCUCGCAUCCUAUUGGAGAAGCCUGACCAGCAGGUCAAGUUCUUUGGCGCACUCACCAUCGUCAUCAAACUCAAUAACGAGAGUUUAUCACUCUCACCCGAAGAUGCUUCUGAGCUGUUACUGUUAUUGAUUAAUCACUACCUGGAUACGCUGCGCAGUCGAAGUUCACCGUUGGUUGCCCGGAAACUCGCAUCAGCCCUUGCGACCUUUUACAUCAACUUUCACCAACUAUGGAGUCGUUUCAUCCGCCAUCUCGUGUUUUGCUUAGUCUCAGGCCAGUCGUGUCUACCAAGUGCCCUCGAUGAAGGACAAGGACCCGAUACAGUUUCGCUUAUGGAGCGCAUGGAACCAUCACAAGCACAGGCUGCUCUGUGGGUAUUGACCAACGUCUUCGAUGAGGUUGCCAAGAUCAACCUGAACUCGUCGUGGGUAUGGUUCGCUCAAAAGUCAUCCUCUAAGGAUACAAGACUCUCGGAACCCAUCGGACCCUUGAUCACGGCAGUAAUCACCUCCUUGACAGUCGACGAACUUUACAGCGUGUCAGUCGAGCUAAUGGUCGACCUGCUAUCCAACUGCCUGAUGUUUCUGAGCGAUACCCAUUUUGACAAUCUUGCUCACCUCUUUGACUCCCCCUGGUCUCAGCGUCGCUAUGAGAAACUAGUGCAGGGAGACUUUGAGUUUGACUCUCUACAGUACGGCCUGCUCCUGUUGGCCUUUGGAGAGGCCAAGAUUGAGAGAUUUAUGCAAAGCGGUGACAGCAGGAGUGAGAAACUGCUCUCAAAUCUAUGCGGUCUACUCGCUGCUCGAGGUUAUGUUGUUGAGGAGGACAGGAUCUUUGUCCCAGCUCUCGAGUUCUGGCUGACCUAUGCUGAGACCUUGACUGAUCUGACGUAUUCAGACGAGGAGUCAGCUGGCACCUGGGUUCCUCGAGCUCGUUCCCAUCUUCUGCAAGCUGUUUCGAAUGCGUGGCAGAAAAUCAUAUACCCGCCUGCUGAGGAAUUCCACUCGUGGGACUCAAGCGAACGGAUGAGCUUCCAUGACGCAAGGAAGGAUGUAGUCGAUCUUCUUCAGUCCGUAUUUACAUUAGUAGGACCGCAGCUCGUGUCUACCUUUGCGGACCUCGUUCUGAAAGCUUUGUCUGAAUCGUCGUGGCCUCAGCUUGAAGCAGCGGCCUUUUGUCUGGGUGGACUUGCCGAUUGUAUCAGCGAGACAAACAGAGGUGAUGACGCGCUAUCCGUGGUCUUCAAGUCAUCUCUUUUCGCCAUCUUGCGUUCAGGCCAGUCCGAGAUUCCUCCCAAGGUUCAGCAAACGUGCGUCUCCCUGAUUGCCCGUUACACGGAGUAUUUCGAGCGCAAUGUUUCUGAGCUUCACCCCGUGCUCAACUUCAUCUUUGGCGUGGUAGGAGAACAUGCAAUGGCCAACGCCGCAGCAAAGUCCAUUCACAGAUUAUGCGGUUCCUGUCGCGGAAAUCUUCAUACAGAAGCCAACAGCUUUCUCAACGAGUAUCAGAGCCUAGUAUCCGGAAGACGACUUGACUGCGGCGCUAGCGAGAAGGUAGUUGGUGGUAUUGCAUCAGUCAUCCAAGCGAUGCCUGAUUUAAACCAGAAAUAUUCGGCGUGUGGCCGCCUUCUCGAGUUUGUUCAGGCUGAUGUCCAGCAUUCUCUGGACCUUCUAAGAUCCUACGACGGCAGCCCUAUGCCUUGCUGUGCUGUUUACACCUGCUCAUAUGCUGCUCCCGAUGAGACUCCUGCCCUUCACACGGCACUGAAGUCUCUGAGAUGUCUGGCCAGCAUUGGGAAAGGUCUCCAGGCCCCAGCCGAGUUAUCGGUUGAUCUGGAGAGUAGCAGGCCCAGCACUCGAGUCGUGGAUCCUCAUCUUGCUCAGCUCCAAGGAAGCAUCAUGUCUAUGAUCAGCCAGAUUCAAGAGGCCUUCAACACCAGCGGUGAGGUUGUUGAGCUCAUUUGCAGUGUCCUACGUAGUGGGUUCUCCGAAUCUGAACCUGGUCCCUUCGUACUGCCACCACAUAGUGUUGCACAGUAUUUGACGAACCAGAAUCUUGAGACACCAAGAGUUGGCCUGCUCGUCAAGACUGCUUGCUCCUUCGUCAGCUCCCUUGAACAUGAUGGACUCGACAAUCAGCAAGAAAUGUUGAACUCUGUGCUCCUCUGGGUAAUUGGAUUGCUUAAACAGCUGCCUAACUACGAGGUAGACACCGAGCUUACACAAAACGGCAUUGACUUUGUAACACGCCUUUUGAACAAGCGCCCUGUUACUUUACUUCAUCUCCAGCCUUCCGAUGCUGCCGAAUUCUUCUUUCUCUUCACCCUUCAGGUAUUGGACGGAAAGGAGCCACUCCCGAAAGCAAGCGCAGCAGAGUUCUGGGCUACCUUUGUCAGCAUCAAGUAUGAGUCUCAGGAACUCAAUGAUGUUGCCCAACAGGCUAUGCAGAUGCUGGGGCCUCUGCUCUCGCGUACUCUUGCUAGGAACCUUGGGGGUAAUGCUUCCAGAAGUGAGCUUGAUAAGUUGAGUGAGCCUCUCAAGAAGCUGGUAUAUCGGUACCCCAUGGCCAAGAGCUGGCUUGAGGCUGGUCUCACACAUGAGACCUUUCCCAGUACAAAGGUUACUCCUCAGGAGAAAUCGAUGUUCCUGAAGAAGAUUAUUAGUCUCAGGGGAGCCAAGGCCACAAAUCAGGUUGUCAGAGACUUUUGGCAGUCGGCGCGAGGCUCGAAUUUUGCUUACGCCUCAUGA